This is a messenger RNA of Seriola dumerili (greater amberjack), 3063 nucleotides long. RefSeq names its product GRIP and coiled-coil domain containing 1 (gene gcc1). Gene Ontology annotation, cellular component: Golgi apparatus. The record is from RefSeq and is a predicted model, not a curated record. Bases 324 to 2648 code for a protein of 774 amino acids. The transcript is spliced from 4 exons. NCBI's taxonomy places the organism in Eukaryota, Metazoa, Chordata, Actinopteri, Carangiformes, Carangidae.
UGGCUGCUGUUAGCUGACAGUUCAUGUUCUGUAUUUGUUGAAUUUAGUUUUACAAUAAAUAAGAUUAAUAACGUUUUAAAACAAGGAUUUCCUGAUUAAAUCAAUAAACUCUGAUCUCAGAUAAAAUUGACUGACCCCCGUCUACUCAGCUUUACACACUGACUGACGGACUGACUGCUGCUUGUGUUGACAGUUUCUUUUCCAGUCUAGCACAGCCUCAGUUUUCAUCAUGGUUGGUUCCACAUGAACCAGUUCUGGUCCUGACGAUGGAUCCAGUCUGAUUGGACCCUGGUAGACUAACAGUCUGGUAGACCAGCAGAGUCAUGGAGAAGUUUGGGAUGAGUUUCGGGGGCGGGCCCAGUAGGAAGGAGCUGUUGGACACCAUCGAGUCCCAGAAAAAACAGCUGGUCCAGUACCAGACCCGCUUCAAGGAUGUGGUCCGGGCCUACAAGAGUCUUCUGAAGGAGAAGGAGGCUCUGGAGGCCAGUCUGAAGGUCCUGACGGUGACCCAGGAGGUGGACCUGAACCAGCAGGGCCAGGACAACACCGCUGGUGCUGCCGCCUCAGACCUCCCAGAGGACGGCUGCUCACUGCACAGUGAGGACAGCGAGGACACGGUGGCGUCUGUGGACAUGCCCACUGAGACCACCAGAGGGGACCAAUCAGAGGAAGACCAGGGAGAACUGGGAGGGAAAGUAAGCUCAAUGACCCUGAGGGUGGAGAGGGCGGAGCUUGAGGCCGGUGCCACAGAGAGCAGUGGUAUGGGGGCGGAGCCUCAGCAACAGGCCACAGCCCUUACAAGCGUGGAGGCGGAGCGUCGCAUCGUCCAGCUGAAGAGCCAACUGACCACGCUCACCGGCGCCCUGGCCACGGUGACACAGGAGAAGUCUCGGAUGGAGGCGAGUUUCCAGGCUGACAAGCGUCAGUUGAAGCAGGAGGUGGAGGAGCUGCGAGAACGCCUGGUCACCGUGACGACACAGCAGGAGGCGGAGCUGCACGCUCUGCAGCAGCAGCUGGCCGAGAGUCGCGCUCGCAUCAUCACGCAGCAGCACGAGAGGGAGCAGGAGCAGGGAGACCACGUCCAGCAGCUGAGGGAGCUGCAGAGGAUCCUGCAGCAGGAACGAGACCUGCGGCAGGACGCCGAGCUCCGCCUACAGGACGCCAACACCACCCUCCUGAUAACAUCACAGGCUGUAGACCGCGGGGUGGAGUCUGAGGCUCACCUUAACCAGGUGAGGGAGGAGAGAGAUGAGCUGAAGAGGAGGCUGCAGGCCGCAGAGGAAGACCAGAAGAAACCAGAUCCCAGAGUGGAUGAGCUGCAGCGGGAGCUGAGGGAGCUGAAAAACCACUUCCAGAAGCAGAUCCACAGCGAGACCAGGAAGGCCUGCGAAGCGGAGGAGCGCACUCGUGAGCGUGCUCAGGCCGCAGAGAUCCGGGUCGCAGGUCUGGAGCAGCGAGUCUCUGAGCUGUCGGAGCUGCUGGGUUCCUGUGAGAAGGCGAGGCAGCGAGACCAGCAGACCGCUCAGAGACUCCGGGACCGGAUCCUGCAGCUGGACACAGAGAACAAAACGCUUGCCAUCGCCGCCUCCAGCAGGUCGACCUCUGACCUCAGCAUAGACGAGUCGCAGCUGGAUGUGGGUGCGCUGAAGGAGAAGCUGCAGAGGGUAAAGAAGCUGCUGAUGCUGGCGGCUCAGAGGAAUCCAGACCAGAACAUCCAGGACCUCGCAGAGACCGAGGCAGAGCCGGGUGGGGACAGAGCCUCGGCGCUGGUCUACCAGCAGGAGCUGCGGCAGCUGAAGGAUGAGUUUGAGCGUUACAAGCUGCGAGCACAGGUGGUGCUGAAGAACAAGAACGCCAAAGAUGGCUGCCAGGCCAAAGAGCUGGAGGAGGUCCGGGACCAGCUGUCCGAGCUGAAGGAGAAGUACAUCAACCUGCGGAUCCAGAGCGAUGAGGCCGAGGCCCGCCGCUGCCGUGAGCUGGAGGAACGGCAGCAGGCGGUGGCGGCACUGCAGCAGAGCCACAGACAGGAGGUGGAGCGGGCGGAGGCACUGCACCGCGACGAGCUGCUGCGACUGGAGGCGGAGCUUCACAAACAGAGAGAGAGGACAAUGGCUCUGCUGGACGAGAAAGACCAGGAGCUGGAGAGGCUGCGUGCCGCCGCCGCCCUCAGCCGCAACAACGACUGCAAUGAAGCUGCUGAUGUUGAUGGCGAGCCCGGCCCUGAGAGCGAGGGUGACAUCGUCAGCCAGGCCCUGCGGCGGGUCGCCCCUGCGGAGCCAACACUGCUGUUGUACGCUGAACAGCUGGCCAGGAAGGAGGUAGAGGUGGGCGGGCUGCGGCGCCACAAACACCGGCUGGAGGAGGACCUCCACCAGCUGCAGGCCAGGCUCAUUGCCAACGGAGAGCGACAUGACGAGGAGGUGACAGAGCUGCGAGGACAACUGGACAAACUGAUCCGAGACCAGAGCAGAGAGGGUGCCAACAUGGAGUACCUGAAGAACGUCAUCUACAAGUUCCUGACGCUGCAGGACGCCAGUGGGAGGCAGCAGACGCUCACCGCCAUCCUUACCAUCCUGCACUUUAGCCCGCAGGAGAAACACCACGUCCUGAGGCUGCAGGGGGCGACAUGGUGGGCCAACAAGAGAUAAAGACACCUGAAGAAGAAACAUCACCUCCUGAACCUGAAUCCAGUCUGUCUGUAAAUCAGUGACACAUUCCCAGACUUUGAUUUCUCCUGCAGUUUGUUCACUGGCUUUGAUUCUGAACAGGUUUUACAAACAGACCUUCUUGACCCUUCUGAUGCUUUCCAACAUAAACCCCAUUACAUGAAACCAACUCACUCUGACCGGCUAGCGGUUUAUGACGGGAGCUAUAGUUUCAUUUAUCUGAUGUUUAAAUUGAUAGAAAACUUGCAGUUUGGUUCUGUUCUCCUGUAGAAACUGUAUAUUCAUAUUUAAACAUGUAUGAUUAUAUGACUGUCACUGAAUGAAAACAUUUAAAAGGUGACUUAAUGCAGUUCUUCAUAUCAUUGAUAUGUAUAUUUUGUGUAGAAAUUAAACUAUU